AUAACGCAAAUAGCAGUAACUUACUCUUACAUACAUCCCCCUUCUUUACUCAUCUAAUAUAGUUCCAACCUUCUCAUAUUUCUUUUAUAACGUAAAAGAAGUUCUUAUAACUUCUUUUAAAGAACUCAUCUCAAAUUUCACAUACAUCCCCCAAGCAUAUAACAAUGGACUCAAAAUCUACUAGCAAUGAAACAGCAAUCAACGUACCUGAAACAGAGUCCACCAAGCAAAAAUCUUCUUCUGCUGCACCUGCUGCAGUUGCCACAACUGUAGCUACCACGAAAGCGAUUCCUCAUAAUCAAAAGGGAGGAUGGAGAAGAGGGGUUGCUAUUUUCGACUUUAUUUUGCGACUUUGUGCGCUUGUGGCUGCUCUGGCUGCAGCAACUACCAUGGCAACAUCUGAUGAAACUCUUACUCUUUUCACUCAGUUCUUUCAGUUCGAAGCUAGCUAUGAUGAUCUCCCCGCUUUCUCGUAUUUUGUGGUGGCAAAUGCUAUUGCAAGUGCAUACCUUGUCCUCUCUCUGCCUUUUUCCAUUGUUUCCAUUGUUCGACCCCAUCUAGUUGGAGCCAAACUUCUGCUUUUAAUUCUUGACACGGUAAUGGUUGCAUUUACCACAGCAGCAGCAGCUGCGGCAGCUGCCAUAGUGUACUUAGCAGAGAACGGCAACUCCACCACACAAUGGCUGGCGAUAUGCCAACAGUUUGGCGAUUUCUGCCAGCGAGUGAGCGGCGCAGUGGUGGCUUCCUUCAUUGCAGCAUUCAUCUUCAUCUUACUUGUUGUUUUCUCUGCCGUCUCUCUUCGAAGGCAUUAGGACAAACGAACAUUUGGAGUCGCUGGUGUUACCUUGUUAUGUACUGUAUAUCUUAUGUUGUGCUUUGUAUUUGGUGUUUUUCAUUUUGAUUUUGUUGUAAUGAAAUUGCAUAUCAGUUGUUAUGAGUUUUUGGAAGUCAAUUUGCUUAUUCCCUUAUGUAAUACAUCAAGACUCACAAUGUUAAUUUCUCCAUUUUUUACCGAGUAAGAAAUUUGACAUUAUUUCGA
This is a messenger RNA of Lycium ferocissimum, 1039 nucleotides long. RefSeq names its product casparian strip membrane protein 3-like. The coding region runs from base 165 to 812 and encodes 215 amino acids. The transcript has 3 exons. The record is from RefSeq and is a predicted model, not a curated record. Lineage: Eukaryota; Viridiplantae; Streptophyta; Magnoliopsida; Solanales; Solanaceae.